AUGUCUAGUGACUCAGAGCUUAGUGAUAAUGACUUAGUUGACCUUGAGGCAGAAGCUGCUCGGUAUGAGAAAGAGAUUUAUCAUCCUGACUGGCCACAUGUCUAUGCUAUGCAGGAACAAGCCAAAGAAUUAGAUGAGAAAGCAAUUAUACCAAUGGCACCCCCUGCACCUCCGUAUAACUUUCAAUGUCAAAGGAUGGUGAAGCCUGCAGGAGGUUUACAAAUUGUACCUGGAGUAAUUGACCCUGAUUAUUUAGGCACAGUAAAAGUCCUGGUAACCUCUCCCCAGGGAAUUACUGCUAUUUCUCCUGGAGACAGAAUUGCCCAGCUGCUGCUUCUGCCUAGCUUACAUAGGCAUUUUCCUGCUGAAAAUAGAGUCAGAGGAGACGGAGGUUUAGGAUCUACAGGCUCCCGAUUUGCCUUUAUCUCGUUAGAACCAGGAAAUGCAGGGCUUGGAAAUGGAGUAGAGCCUAAGGAAUGGCCAAACAAAACCAGCCCAACUUGA
This is a messenger RNA of Rattus norvegicus (Norway rat), 504 nucleotides long. The record is from RefSeq and is a predicted model, not a curated record. Lineage: Eukaryota; Metazoa; Chordata; Mammalia; Rodentia; Muridae.